GCUGAGAGGGAGGUUGAGGGUUCAGACGUUCAAGUCAUGCUACACGUGUAUUUCCUAGUGAUGGCCAGGUCCGGUCCUGAACCACGGUUCGAACCCGAACCGUUUCGAACCUGACCGAAGUCCGGUUCAAAGUUCGGGCAAUAGGGGGAACCGAACCGUCGGUCCAGUCCACGGUUCGAGGACUUGCAGAAUUCUCGAACCUGGUUCGAACAGGUCCGAACAGGUUCGAACCGAUUGUCAACGAGGGAUGGGUGAGCGAGUCGCCCAGCAUAGAGGAAAUCGAAAUAGUUUGUCUUCCAGACCUGCAACAGCCCCCGCAGGGAGCACCGCUCCACAUAUGGCGAUCGUACCCACUCAAAGUUCACUCUCGCCAGCGCCUUUUGACUGGAUGCAUUUUGAAGGACGGAGUAUCAAAACCACGCUCUCCAACAUUCUUGGAGUAGAUGGUCUUGCACGUGAGCGAAAGUGGCGAGCACAUUGUGUUCUCAGCGUGGAUCUCGGCCGAAGGGCACGAGAAGGUGUCGAAGCUCUCAUCCCCCACGCAGACGUCAUCUUCCUUUCAGCGCAAACAUUUCCCUCGCUCUCUAAUCCCCAGUUUAACGCUGUCAACCCUGGCCCACCUUCUCCGCGCGCUAUCCUCCUUGCGCUCGCACGACACGCAUCUCCACACGCGCUCCUUGUAUUAUACGGAGGUGCCCUUGGUUCAGCCCUCCUCUCCCUUCCCACUCGUGAAUACCUCCAAUCCUCUUCCUGGUCUCCACUCCCGAUGGGCAGAUCCCAUGCACACACCAACUCCAACUUACACUCCAUCAUCUCCACCGCUGAGGGUGUCGAGAGCGUGCGCAGCGGCUCAGAAUUUUGGGCUGGCCGCCGCAGCCCCGACUCAAGCGGGUUCACCAUGGGUGAUAACCCCUCACCUGCCCGAAAUUGUGACAGCGGAUACUCAGAAGACCACGACGACGAGCCAAGAAGACUUGCUGUACCGUGA
This is a messenger RNA of Suillus plorans, 988 nucleotides long. RefSeq lists its product as uncharacterized. The coding region runs from base 248 to 988 and encodes 246 amino acids. The transcript has 2 exons. The record is from RefSeq and is a predicted model, not a curated record. Lineage: Eukaryota; Fungi; Basidiomycota; Agaricomycetes; Boletales; Suillaceae.